This is a messenger RNA of Penicillium maclennaniae, 3765 nucleotides long. RefSeq names its product translation initiation factor 3 subunit CLU1. The transcript has 4 exons. Gene Ontology annotation, molecular function: protein binding; mRNA binding. The record is from RefSeq and is a predicted model, not a curated record. NCBI's taxonomy places the organism in Eukaryota, Fungi, Ascomycota, Eurotiomycetes, Eurotiales, Aspergillaceae. Gene Ontology annotation, cellular component: cytoplasm. The coding region runs from base 1 to 3765 and encodes 1254 amino acids. Gene Ontology annotation, biological process: intracellular distribution of mitochondria.
AUGGCGCAAUCCAAUGGGGAGUUGGAACACUCGAAAGAGGUUGCCCAACAGACCAACGGUAAUGCCCCCGAGGGCGUGGAGGAUGAGAAUGCUGGUGGUCUCUUCCAGAUCUCCGUGAAGCUCCCUCAUGAGCCGUACAUGAUCCAGGUUAUGGUGUCGAGCCAAGAGCAGGUGCAAGAUGUCCGCCAAUCGAUCGUCGAGCUCCCCGGUACCUUCCAGUACACAUGCUUCCACCUCGAGCACAAUGGAACCCGCAUCAAUGAUUUCGUCGAGCUGUCUGAGGUCCCGGAUCUCAAGGCUGAUUCCGAGAUUGUUCUGGUGGAAGAUCCAUACACGGAGAAGGAGGCCCGCAUGCAUGUCGUGCGGAUGAGGGAGCUGGUGGGUGCUGCUGGUGACCGCGUGGACAAUCUUCACGGUAUUGCCGCCGGCCUUUCACUGCACGAUGCCAUCGCCGCCGAGGCUGCUGCCGCUGCUCAGUCGGAGAAGGACCACUCGCUCGCCAAGUACAACUUGACCGGCAACUCUUCGCUGCAGACCAUCUUGCCCAAGUCGGACGCUCCCCUGCCCAAGACCGUCAAGUCGAUCUCGCUGUCGCCCUGGAACCCUGUUCCUUACAACCUCCGCCAGAAAGGUCACCUCCUAUACCUCCAGGUCACCAUCAACGAGGGUGAGCAAUUCCAAAUUACCUCCCACGUCUCGGGCUUCUACGUCAACAAGAACUCAAACACUCGCUUUGAUCCUUUCCCGAAGGCGAUGCCCAAGAACGUCAAUGGAAGCGCCCACUCCCUCCUCACCCUGCUGUCUCAGCUGUCGCCCUCGUUCAACUCUGCCUUUGAGGCUCUGCAGGAGUCCAACAACCAGAAAGAUCUCCUGACUACCUUCCCCUUCCAGAACGCCAUUCCCAACAGCCCAUGGCUCGUUGCUCCGGCCUCCUCCAGCUUGAACGCUCAUUUGCCCGAUAUCACUCGUUCCCAGGAGAGCUAUCUGAUCUCUGGCGUGGACAAUGCCGAGACUCUGCGUGACUGGAAUGAGGAAUUCCAGACCACUCGCGAGUUGCCCCGUGACACUGUUCAGGACCGUGUUUUCCGGGAACGCUUGACCUCCAAGCUGUUCGCUGACUAUAAUGAGGCUGCCGCCCGUGGUGCCGUCCUAGUUGCUCGGGGUGAGGUCGCUCCUUUGAACCCCACUGAGGCACAGGAUGCUCAGAUUUUCGUAUACAACAACAUCUUCUACUCCUUCGGUGCUGACGGAGUUGGCACUUUCACCUCCGAGGGUGGUGACGAGGCUGCCCGCGUUGCUGUCGGUAAGGACGUUUUGGGUAUCAAGGCUGUCAACCAGCUUGAUAUCCAGGGCCUGUUCACUCCUGGUACUGUUGUUGUUGAUUACCUUGGCAAGCGUAUCGUUGGCCAGAGCAUUGUGCCUGGUAUCUUCAAGCAGCGUGAGCCUGGCGAGCACCAGAUCGACUACGGUGGUGUUGAGGGCAAGGAGGUUGUUGCAACAAACGAGGAAUUCGUUCCUGUUUUCGAGAAAUUGUCCAAGGCUCUCCGCAUCAAGUCGCACCCAGUUUGGGACAAGGAUGGCAAGCGCCACAAUCUUGAGGGCAGCGUUGAGACCAAGGGUCUUCUUGGCACCGAUGGCCGCAAGUACGUUUUGGACCUGUACCGUAUCGCUCCUCUGGAUGCUUCAUGGCAGGAAGAGGAGGGCAGCGAGGUGUACCCCCAUCGUAUGUCUGUCCUGAGACUGGAGCUCAUUGAGGCAUACUGGCGUAGCAAGAUGAGCGCCUAUGUCAAGGCUGAAGUUGAGAAGCGCCGUGCUGCUAAGGCCGAGGAAGCCCCCAAGGAGGCCAAGUCGGAUGAAAGCCCCGAGGAGAAGGCUGAGGAGAAGGCUGAGGAGAAAACCGAUGAGUCCGCGGACAAUGAGCGUGUCGACAUCUCUGGAUUCAGCCUCGCGCUUAACCCCGACGUCUUCAGUGGCCAGGUCCCUCAGACCCAAGAGGACAAGGAGCAGUGGGCCCAGGAUGAAAAGGAGGUGCGCGAGGCUUGCGACUACCUGCGCUCUAAGAUAAUUCCGGAGCUGGUCCAGGAUCUGCACGAUGGCGACGUUGGCUUCCCUAUGGAUGGUCAGUCCUUGACCCAGCUCCUGCACAAGCGCGGUAUCAACAUCCGCUACCUUGGUAAGCUGGCUCAGCAGUCCAACGAAAAGGGUGCUCGACUCCAGGCUCUGUCCACUCUCCUGGUCCAGGAGAUGGUCGCUCGUGCCUUCAAGCACGUUACUUACAACUACCUCGCCAACGUUCCCGCUCCAUUCGUCACCUCUUGCAUCGCCCACCUGCUGAACUGCCUGUUGGGUACCGGUGUUAACGCUGCCCCCAAGGCUGAGAUCGAAGAGUCUCUGCGUGAGAUCUACCCCGAUGGUGACUUCUCAUACGAAAAGGUCACUCCCGAAUCUCUCCGUACCGAGAUUGAAAAGCAGGUUUCGGUCCGCUACCGCUACUCUCUGGAGACGAGCUGGGUUGAAUCGCUGCGCCACCUGCAGCUUCUGCGUGAUAUUUCGAUCAAGUUGGGUCUCCAGCUUGGUGCCCGCGAAUUUGCUUUCUCUCAGGACCAGGUCAAGGAGCAGGCUCCUCCUACCAACAGUACCAACGGCAGUGGCAAUGACGAAGGCAAGAAGAAGAAUAACAAGAAGAAGGGUGGCGACGCCAAGGCUAAGUCCCCUGUCCGAGUCGCGGUGGAGACCAAGCCUACUCUUUCUAUUUAUGCUGAUGACAUUUUGAACAUUGUUCCCCUGGUCAAGGAUGCUGCUCCUCGUAGUGCUCUGGCUGAGGAGGCUCUGGAGGCUGGCCGUAUCUCGCUCAUGCAAAACCAGAAGCAGCUGGGCCAGGAGCUCAUUCUGGAGUCUCUGUCCCUGCACGAGCAGAUCUAUGGCAUCCUUCACCCCGAAGUUGCCAAGCUAUACCACCAACUCUCCAUGCUCUACUACCAGACCGAGGAGAAAGAGGCCGCCGUGGAAUUGGCCCGUAAGGCAGUCAUUGUCACUGAGCGCACCCUGGGUGUUGACUCCGCUGACACCAUUUUGGCCUACCUUAACUUGAGUCUGUUUGAGCAUGCCUCCGGAAACACCAAGACUGCCCUGGUGUACAUCAAGCACGCCAUGGAUCUCUGGAAGAUCAUCUACGGAGCUAACCACCCUGACUCCAUCACCACUAUGAACAACGCCGCCGUCAUGCUGCAGCACCUUAAGCAGUACGGCGACUCCCGCAAAUGGUUCGAGGCUUCUCUCGCUGUCUGCGAGGACCUCUUUGGCAAGCAGUCCAUCAACACCGCCACCAUUCUCUUCCAGCUUGCCCAGGCUCUGGCUCUGGAUCAGGACUCCAAGGCUGCCGUUGGCAAGAUGCGCGAAGCCUACAACAUCUUCCUUGCUCAGCUUGGUCCUGAGGAUCGCAACACCAAGGAGGCUGAGACAUGGCUCGAGCAGCUCACCCAGAACGCUGUCUCUAUCGCGAAGCACGCCAAGGAUAUCCAGGCCCGUCGCAUGCGCCGCAUUGCCAUCAACCCGCGCGGAUCCACUAUGGGUACCCGUGUCCAGCCCCAGGUUGGCCAAACUGUGCCCGAGAGUGCCGGUGCCGCUGCUUCCGGUAUGGACUCCCGCAGCAUUGAUGAGCUGCUGAAGUUUAUUGAGGGUGGUGAUGCCAGCUCUUCUCGCUCCAAGAAGAAGCGUACUUCCGCCAACCCCAAGCUCCGUGGAUCCAAGCAGUCUAAGGCUUAA